This is a messenger RNA of Hyposmocoma kahamanoa, 2263 nucleotides long. It is a transcript of the gene Hrd3, whose product is annotated as protein sel-1 homolog 1. Gene Ontology annotation, biological process: ERAD pathway. The record is from RefSeq and is a predicted model, not a curated record. Gene Ontology annotation, cellular component: endoplasmic reticulum membrane. Bases 101 to 2005 code for a protein of 634 amino acids. NCBI's taxonomy places the organism in Eukaryota, Metazoa, Arthropoda, Insecta, Lepidoptera, Cosmopterigidae. Gene Ontology annotation, molecular function: protein binding. The transcript has 12 exons.
CAAUGUCAGUAAACAAAUAUCUGCCGGUCAAAAAGGGUUUUGUUUUGACACCUUUGGGACACGUAAGUCUUGAGUUUUUGGUGAUAUUAGUGGUUUUAAGAUGAAUCGAUUGGAGUUGUACGUGUUGUGCGUAUGUCUUGUGCUUUCUACCGCUGAACUGCUGGGCCCUGAGAGUCGGAAGGAUGCCGAAAAGCAGUCGGAAGAGGAAGAUUCAGAAACUCUGGACACUAACCCCCAAUUGGACCCUGAUUACGUCAAGGACCUAACUGACGCCGUAAACAAGGAAAUUAUUACGCUUCAGGAAUAUGCCGAUGCCAUAAAGAAGUACAAUCGGCCCAAUAAAGCAGAAGACAUAAAGCCAGAUCAAGUGGGUGACGCCCACCUGGAGCAGAUGGAGCAUGCACUGAAGCUGCUGCGCAGGAGUCUGCUGCGGCAGAAGGAUCCCGCCUGGGUCCAGGAAAAACGAAUACUGGCAGAUUUGGAUAGAGAUAGGAAACCAGAAGAGAAUCCUCAGGACAUUCUGGACAGUCUACCGCCUUUGCCUGUAGAGGAAAAAAUCGAACUCACGCCUGAACUUCAAGAAGCCAAAGAAUUAUACGACGCGGCGACCGCAAAACUAAAUCGUCGAUCUCCCGACCUGCGAGGUGCGAUCCUUCAAGUAAAACAAGCUGCUGACAUGGGAUAUGUCCCCGCGAAGAUCAAGCUAGCCUGGUCGUACCUAUUUGGGGAGGGUGUGGAGCUAGAUUUGGAGAAGGCGAAGAAUAUUUUUGAAAAGUUGGCUGACGAAGGGAACGCGGAAGCACAUGCUGGUAUGGGUUUCCUCUACGCGACAGGCAUAAGCGUGCCGGUGUCCCAAGCCAAGGCCCUCGUGCACUACACGAUGGGAGCGCUCGGCGACAGUGCGUACGCGCAGAUGGCUCUUGCCUACCGCCACUGGAUUUAUCUGGAAGGCGGCGAUGGCAUUAAGGCGGACAAUGACACGGCACUGCGCUACUUCCGCAAAGCUUCGGAACUCAACAACCCCGUCGGUCAGAGCGGACUCGGCAUUAUGUACUUGCAUGGUCGCGGCGUCCCGAAGGACACGAGUGCCGCGUUCAAGUACUUCACCUUGGCUGCGAACCAGGGCUGGGUGGAGGGGCAGCUCCAUCUAGGAUUCAUGUACUUCGGCGGUAUCGGCAUCCGGCGCGACUUCAAGCAGGCCAACAAGUACUUCUCGCUGGCGUCGCAGUCGGGCCACGUGCUGGCGCUAUACCACCUCGGCCAGAUGCACGCGCAGGGGCUCGGCGUGCUGCGCUCCUGCACCACCGCCGUUGAGCUGUUUAAAAACGUAUGCGAACGUGGGGGCUGGGGAGCCCGAUUGAUGCUUGCCCAUGCAGCAUGGCGUGCCAGAGACGCCGAUUCCUCUCUAUUGCAGUACCUCGCACUGGCUGAGCGGGGGUACGAAGUGGCUCAGAGUAACGCUGCGUUCCUGCUCGAUAAUGGGGAGGUGCAGCUGUUCGACGAGGCGGAGCGGUGGGCUCGCGCGUUGCAGCUGUGGGGCCGCGCCGCCGCGCAGGGCUGCAGCGCCGCCAGGGUCAAGCUGGGCGACUACCACUACUACGGCCUGGGCACUGCGCAGGAUCUGGAGGCCGCGGCGCACCACUACAGGAUAGCAUCGGAGCAGCUGCAUAACGCGCAAGCCACGUUCAACCUCGGCUACAUGCACGAGCGAGGACUCGGCCUCGCACAAGACCUGCACUUGGCCAAGCGCUGCUACGACUUGGCAGCUGACACAUCGCCCGACGCGAGAUUGCCCGCCGCCCUUGCGCUAGCCAAGUUGAAUGCUGCUACCGCCCUCUCCCAGCUAUAUGACAGUCCGCUGGCUAUGGUAUUUCUCUCCGGAGAAUCAACUCUACUCUCCAACUGGGACCUAUAUCUCAUCACGGCACUCCUCGGCGCUUUGGGCCUGGUGGUCUACAUUCGGCGGCCUGAAAGACCGAUCCGACCCAAUCCUGCAGAGAACUAAUUUAUUUAUAAAUAUUUAUGUGAAUAAAUAACGAGGACUUUUGUUUGAUCAGUGUUUGUACAGAGAGAAAGGUUUUUGAAUUUCCUGGUUUGGCUCCGCACGCGUAUCAACAGCACGCGUAUGAAACGCACGUGUAUAAAACGGAUGCGUAUCAAACGCACGCGUAUCAACCGCACGCGUAUCGACCGCACGGGUAUUGACCGCGGCAUGCGUAUCAACGUUUUAAGAUCAGUCAAUGAAGCAUAGGUAGAUAGAAGA